UAUACCAUAAAAUUAAAUAAUUGAUUAUCUCCAUGACAAUGAGAAUAUGUUGAAAAAUCGAAUUUCUAAUGCAAGACAUAAAAAUGUAACCACAUGCGUAAUGUCGAAAAUAUUUCCGGCUAGACUUAAAGGCACAGUGCGAUAAAAUAUGCGAUUAUUAAUCUAACUGCAAUAUUACCUAUUAUAUAUAUUAUAAGUUAAGCAAUAAAGGCUUUCAUCGUCAGUACCUACAUGCAUAUAUUUAAUCUAUGUAUAUACUCAUGCACAUAGGAUAUCAAUUGAAUAAUAAAAAGAAUAAAUUUGCCUAAAACAUAUGAGUUCGCGUCAUGUUUUGGAACAACAUUCGGUUUGUCAAAUUUUGACAGGAAAAAAAAGGGUCAGAGAAUUAAGUUUCCUACAUCAAGAACCAAUUACAAAUAUUGAGUACGCGCGGCUAAAACGUACUGUAUAUAAACACAACUAUGUUUGAGGAGCAAAGGCGAACAUUUCAACUACGAUACUUCAACCGAUUCAAUUAUUCUCGUCAAGAUAGGCUUAAGAAAUUUUUAAUAAAUCUUCAGAAUUCAUAGUGUCCAACAAAUUACGUCAUCCAAUAACUUGCAGAAGACAUUGAAAUAGCACAAAUUAAAACGGGGAGUCCUUCUUCAAACGUUCAAUUACAUGCGAUGCUGCUGAUUAGUGCUCUGGCCUUGGGACUGGUAGAAACAACUAAUCUCAAUACCGGAAUAGCCAUUAGUGGUAGUGCAAUUAAUUCCGUUAGUGUUGCUGCUGUUCACAUACCACCAACCACAAUCAAUAGUAUCGCAGCUGGUCAUGUUAAUACUGUGAUUCAUGCUGGUGUUGCAAAUGCUAUCAGCACUUCUCUUCUUGAAUCGACUACUAUGACUGCAGUGGCAGGCGGUACAGACGCUGGAGGCGGUAGUGGCGGUGGUGGUGGCACGAGUGCAAAUAAUGGCGCCACAUCGUCAUCGUGGGACAAUAACGCUACAAUACGUUCGGCCAAUCCCGGUGACUGGUCGAUUGAACAAUGCGUAACAUGGCAACGUCCUCACCACUUAUAUUUUCAACUAGGGAACGCAUUUCUUUUACUAGCAUUUUUGGCUCCCCACGGCUCUUACGGAACGCUUUGGCUACGUGCCAUGUUAACUGUGGGCUCUAUUUUAUUGGGCAUGUAUGGUUAUAUGAUUGAUUGCGCCCAAGAUUUCGUUCUAUGGUCGGGAUUAUUUUUUGGAGUUAAUUUCAUCUAUUUCAUAGUAAUACUAUGUCAACUGCGUCCGGUCCGUUUCGACCGAGAAAUCGAAGCGGUUUAUGCAUCUCUGUUCAAACCAUUGCGUGUAUCGCGACACCAAUUUAAGAAAGUCUUAAACUGCAUGAAAGUCAUACGUGCCCUUAAAUAUCAAGAGGUUUAUGCACAAGAAAAAGUUACCAAAGUUGACAGUCUGUCGUUGGUUCUGUCAGGAAAAUUGGUUGUCUCACAAAAUCAACGAGCGUUACAUAUUGUAUUUCCCCAUCAGUUCCUAGAUUCUCCAGAAUGGUUUGGUGUAUCCACAGAUGACUAUUUUCAGGUGUCAAUUAUGGCCAUGGAAGAGUCAAGGGUAUUAAUUUGGCAUAGAGAUAAGCUAAAAUUAUCCAUUAUGGCGGAACCGUUUCUGCAAACAGUAUUCGAUCACAUAUUAGGCAGAGAUGUUGUCAAGAAAUUAAUGCAAGUGACUCAGGUUAGUGAAUCAAUUGCCAGCAACGGUUUUUUGCCGUCAGGCGGUUACGAUGAUGCGGAAGACAAACCAAUGCUUAUAAUGAAAAAGAGCAUCGAAGGACACAGUCUGACAGCUUUAAUAAAUAGGCAGCUUCAAGAAGAGCAUGUCCCCUUAUUAUUGGGUCGUACAUACACUACUAAACAUUUCCAGUUGAUAAAGCCUAUGGCUGGGUUAACGAUCGAUGGCUUGUCAAGCAAUGCUAAAGCUAAGUCUAAUAACCAAAGCAGCGCAAUAGUUGGGCGUUGUCGUCAAGCGAAUCAAAUUAUUGAGGACAACAGUACCGAUGCUAAUGAGCUAACUUCGCCAUGCUAAAUAAAUGAGAAAAGAAACUAAAGAAACUAAAUUAUUAAAACUCAUAACUGUCUUAUUUUUAAUGUAAAUAGAA
Molecule: messenger RNA, 2139 nt
Organism: Glossina fuscipes
Lineage: Eukaryota; Metazoa; Arthropoda; Insecta; Diptera; Glossinidae
Gene: bves
Product: popeye domain-containing protein 3
Exons: 7
Coding region: 666-2066 (466 amino acids)
Cellular component (GO): sarcolemma
Molecular function (GO): cAMP binding
Source: RefSeq, a predicted model, not a curated record